Molecule: messenger RNA, 1690 nt
Organism: Xyrichtys novacula (pearly razorfish)
Lineage: Eukaryota; Metazoa; Chordata; Actinopteri; Labriformes; Labridae
Source: the annotation of a GenBank genome assembly
AUGAGUACGAGCCAGAAGAAGGAUGCCAGAAAAGGCAGAAACAAGAAGAAGAACAUGGUCACCGUACCCAUUGUGAAGCCUUCUGCUGACCCUUAUGCAAACCUGGUGCCAGCAGAUUUGUACGACCUGGAUGAUUCAGAAGACGAGUUUGAAAGGAAAGAAGCAAUGAUGAUGCGCCAGGCUCUCAAAGAAGAGGCCCGCAGACAAGCAUUGAGGGAGCAGACCACAUUUGUUGGAAAAGCCCAGGAGGAAAAAACAAAGGCACUUCCACCUGUGAGCCACCAGAAGACCUCAAAUCUUCAAGAGACAACCAAACAGGUGGAUUGUCAGCCAGCCUCCAAAACAGGGUCUCCUCCACAGCAGGAGGAACCCUUAAGACAAACUGGGCUAGGACAAAAAGAAGGCAGUGUCAAAAGCUUUAGCCAGGCACUCACCCAGAUCCCUGAGCCUAAAUGUCCCAGAAUCAAGGGUAAGGUUGAAGUGGUGAGCAGACAGGAAGGGGAAAGGGCAGCCUUAUUUCAUGAAGUGGAGCUUCUGAAAAAGCAGCUCAGAACCCAGGAAGAGAAGGCAGAUUCUGAAAAGGCUCAACUGCUUGCUGAGGUUUCAAACCAGCAGCAGUCAGCCAAGGAAGCAGUCCUGGAAAUGGAAAAAUUGAAGGAGGACUGUGAUAAAGAAAGGCAAAAGCGGAGAGAGAUGGAAGAAAAGUUGGCCAGGCAGAAAGACAUGAAUUCCACACUGCAGGCUGAUAUGUCCCAUGCCAUCAAGGACAUGCAGGCCCAGAUAGAGCAAGCAAGAUGUCAGAUUGAGGGCUGCACAAGAGCAGACUGAAGAAAACCACAGGAUCCAGAAGCAGCAGUGGGAGCAAGAAAAUUCCUCUCUUCUCUCAUACAAAGAGGAAUCGGACAGAUUAAAGGCUGCACUAGAGCAGGUCCAAGAAGACCUAAGGAUUGAGAAGCAGCAAAGGGGGGAAGAAAAAUCACGUCUCCUUGCAGGAAAUAAGUCCUCCAAAUUGAAGGCUGCCCUAGAGCAGGCCCAAAAAGACCAUGAGAUCCAGAGGCAGCAAUGGGAGCAAGAGAAAUCAUCUCUUCUCUCAUACAAAGAGGAUUCAUGCAAGUUGAAGGCUGCCCUUGAGCAGGCUGAAGAGGAGAUGAAGACAAAGAAGCAGAGGUGGCAGAAGGACAGGUCCUGUCUCCGUAGAGAGCAUGAGGAGGCAAUCAGCAAGAUAGGGGCUUCCCUAAAGAAAGCCCAAGAAGAGCUGAAGAACCAGAGGUGCCAACAGGAGAAGGAGAGACAGCUUUUCCUUACUGGGCACCAACAACUGGAUCAGCUUAAACACCAGUGGGAGGAGCAUAAGAUUCGUGUCCAGAAUGCACACAAGGAGGAAAUUAGCUUCCUGAGGGCAGUCCUCGGGCAGACUAAAGAGGACCUAUCCAAACAGACACAUCAAAGGGAAGAGUUAAGGUCACAGCUCCUUGUGGAGCAGGCGAAAUCUUUCAGUUUGGAGGCUUCACUACACCAGGCCAGUAUGGAUCUGCAGAAGCACAAGCUCCAGUGGCAGGAAGCCACUCUGCUGGAGUCCAUCAGUGUCAUCAGAUCCUCAACAGCUCAAGCCAUAAUGGACGGACUGAGGACCCAAGAGGAAAGGAGUGACAGAGGUCAAGUAGAGACCAAGGAGGUCCCAGGGACAUAG